Glycine soja is the source of this 2143-nucleotide messenger RNA. RefSeq names its product protein SUPPRESSOR OF GENE SILENCING 3. Bases 90 to 1472 code for a protein of 460 amino acids. The record is from RefSeq and is a predicted model, not a curated record. Gene Ontology annotation, biological process: regulatory ncRNA-mediated gene silencing. NCBI's taxonomy places the organism in Eukaryota, Viridiplantae, Streptophyta, Magnoliopsida, Fabales, Fabaceae. The transcript has 3 exons.
AAGCUUACAAAUGAAAGGGAAACAGUAGUAAAGCAGAAGAAGCACAGAAGACCCCGCGGGGAAAUCAAGGAAAGAUCCCACACCGCAGGAUGGCCGGCGGCAACCAUCCCAAGUCUUCCCAUCACAACAAACCUCCCCCCUCCGCCUCCCACCGCAAAUCUCGCUGGGAACCCAAUUCCUCCUCCGCCAAUUCCCCAGCCGAUCCCAAAUCAAAAUCAUCUACCGCCCCUUCCCCCAAACCCAAAUCUAACACAAACCCUAACCCUAGCCCCAAACACCUCCCCUUCCCCUUCCCGGACCCCGCCCCUCUGGGCCCUCCCCCUCCUCCCGCCUACGGCUUCCACAUGCUUGAACGCCGCACCAUCGUCCUCGCCGACGGUAGCGUUCGCUCCUACUUCGCCCUCCCUCCUGAUUACCAAGACUUCGCCCCCCGCCCUCUCGACCUCCCUCCCCGCUUCUGCCUCCCCGACUACUCAUACACCGCCGCCGCCGCCAAGCGAAAAUACGGUGAUGAUGACGGCGGUCCCAGGGAUGACCUCGCCAGGCAGAGGGAGCAGCUUCUCCGUAACGCCAAUGGCAUUUCCAGGGAGCAGUUCUCUGCGGGCCCCAGUGACUUGAGGCCCUCCAAGCACUCCAGGCUCGAUGGGUUGUCGAAUUCUACGAGACACUCGCAGGUGGAUCAGGACGCGUUGAAGAAAUCCUUUUGUAACUUUUCGAAGCUCAUUAACGAGAAUGUCUCGCAGAAGAGGACUUGCUUGGAAGAUGGCAAGCAGGGGCGCCUUCAUUGUCUUGCUUGUGGCACUGGCAGGUCUGCAAAAGAUUUUCCAGAUAUGCAUGCUCUCAUUAUGCACACAUACAACCCAGAUAAUGCUGAUUCACGUGUUGAUCAUUUGGGAUUACACAAAGCUCUGUGUGUCUUAAUGGGUUGGAACUACUCAAAGCCUCCUGAUAACUCAAAGGCAUAUCAGUUUUUACCUGCUGAUGAAGCAGCAGCAAAUCAGGAUGAUCUGAUCAUGUGGCCACCUUUGGUGAUCAUUCAUAACACAAAUACCGGAAAAAAUAGAGAUGGUCGUAUGGAGGGUUUGGGAAACAAAACAAUGGAUAAUAAAAUUAGAGAGCUUGGAUUUGUUGGUGGCAAAUCAAAGUCAUUAUAUGGAAGAGAUGGUCAUUUGGGCAUAACACUGGUUAAAUUUGCUGGGGACGAAUCAGGCUUUAAGGAGGCCAUUCGACUUGCUGAACACUUUGAGAAGGAAAACCAUGGACGUAAGGAUUGGGCCCAUGUGCAGUCACAAACAUUAGGAAAGGAUGAUGAGAAUAAUGCAAACCUUGUGAAGGUGGAUGAGAAAAAAGGAGAUAAAAGGAGGGUCUUGUACGGCUAUCUUGGGACUGCUUUUGAUCUUGACAAAGUUGAUUUUGACACAAGGAAGAAGGCUGUCAUAGAGAGCAGGAGAGAAUACAAACCACCCAUGUAGUUUUUGGACUAUACAUGGGAAUGGUUAUGUAAAAUGGAAUACAUGGAAAGUCUUUCCAGUUGCAUUAUAGUCCCGAUUCCUGAAGAUGAUAAAAGCUUUUAUGUAUUGUGCUGACAGUUUCAUGUACAAUAGGAGACAUCGUUGCCAUCAUUUUUAUUUUAAUUCACAUAAUUUGUGCUGAAUUUUCCUGCCACAGUAAUAGUUAGGCACAUUAAGAAGAUUUGUUUGUCUUGCCACGAUCUGAAAACCUGGAACGCACUACUCAGUUAAAGUCAAUGACUGGAAUCUAAAGUCUUGAUCUUGUCCUCGCUUUUCCCCAUGUUGGCUGGGAACUGUUUGUUUACAGUUUAGAUUUUUUUUAAUUGCAAUGGUGGGGCAUGGAAAUUUGUACACAUGAUUUGCUGCCAACUCUGUAAAUCCCUCAUUAGUAGCCCUCCCAGUUGAUUGUUUGCAAGUCAGUUUAAUUGAUUGAUGAAAGCCUCUAUUCACUGCAAAUUCCUAGUUGAUUAUUUGUUUACUCUAUUUUUUUUUUCUUUCUUUGGCUCUUUGAAUUUUUGGAAAAGGCAGCGAGUAGAAGGCUUGGUGAUGAUAUAGAAAUAUAAAUGAUACUUGUACUGUAGUCUUGCGUUCUAAACUUAUACUGAAGUUUAAAUGAAACUUUUUAUGGUGGA